GUUGGGUGCGGAGGAAGCAGCCGACCUGAGUGAUGGAUAGAUGGGAAGAGGACUGCGUUGGGAAGAGAAGAGUUUGUCAGAUACAGUCAAAGGUUCUCCCUGCGUGCUGCACAGAGCCAUUCAAGCCUAUGGAAUGACAUUUCCGAGACCCUCAGCCUGCAAAAAGCUGACGACCGUGUGUGCGUAAAGCCAGCGUGGACGGCCUGAAGGAUGGGUAAAGACUUCCGCUAUUAUUUCCAGCAUCCGUGGUCUCGCAUGAUAGUGGCUUACCUGGUGAUCUUCUUUAACUUCUUAAUAUUUGCGGAGGACCCAGUUUCUCACAGCCAAACAGAAGCCAAUGUUAUUGUUGUUGGAAACUGUUUUUCAUUUGUAACAAAUAAAUACCCUAGAGGAGUUGGCUGGAGGAUCUUGAAGGUGCUUCUAUGGCUACUGGCCAUUCUCAUAGGACUAAUAGCUGGCAAAUUCCUGUUCCAUCAGCGCUUGUUUGGUCAGUUGCUCCGGUUGAAAAUGUUCCGCGAAGACCAUGGGUCGUGGAUGACGAUGUUCUUCAGCACUAUUCUGUUUCUCUUCAUAUUCUCUCACAUAUACAACACCAUUCUUCUGAUGGACGGGAACAUGGGAGCUUAUAUCAUUACAGACUACAUGGGCAUCCGCAAUGAAAGUUUCAUGAAAUUAGCUGCCGUAGGGACCUGGAUGGGGGACUUUGUCACAGCUUGGAUGGUCACUGACAUGAUGCUUCAGGACAAACCCUACCCAGACUGGGGAAAAUCAGCAAGAGCUUUCUGGAAGAAAGGAAAUAUUAGGAUCAUUUUAUUCUGGACUGUCCUUUUCACCCUGACUUCCGUGGUGGUACUUGUUAUUACAACUGACUGGAUCAGCUGGGACAAGCUGAAUCGUGGAUUUUUGCCCAGUGAUGAGGUUUCCAGAGCAUUCCUCGCAUCUUUCAUCCUGGUCUUUGACCUCCUUAUUGUGAUGCAGGACUGGGAAUUCCCCCACUUCAUGGGUGAUGUUGAUGUGAAUCUCCCUGGGUUGCACACUCCUCACAUGCAGUUCAAGAUUCCUUUCUUCCAGAAGAUCUUCAAGGAGGAAUAUCGCAUCCACAUAACAGGUAAAUGGUUUAACUACGGAAUUAUCUUUCUCGUCUUGAUUUUGGAUCUGAAUAUGUGGAAGAACCAAAUAUUUUAUAAACCUCACGAAUACGGACAGUACAUUGGCCCAGGGCAGAAGAUAUACACAGUAAAGGACUCAGAGAGUUUGAAGGAUUUAAACAGAACCAAGCUAUCGUGGGAAUGGAGGUCCAAUCACACUAAUCCUCAGACUAAUAAAACCUAUGUGGAGGGAGACAUGUUCUUACACAGCAGGUUCAUCGGGGCUAGCCUGGAUGUCAAGUGUCUGGCUUUUGUUCCAAGUCUGAUAGCUUUUGUGUGGUUUGGAUUCUUCAUUUGGUUCUUUGGACGGUUUUUGAAAAAUGAACAAGGCAUGGAGAAUCAAGACAAGACCUACACACGCAUGAAAAGGAAAUCCCCAUCGGAGCACAGUAAAGACAUGGGAAUGACCCGAGAGAACACCCAGGUCUCGGUGGAAGACCCAUUGAAUGACCCUCCUUUGGUUUGCAUUAGGUCUGAUUUCAACGAGAUUGUCUACAAGUCUUCCCAUCUGACUUCAGAAAACUUGAGCUCACACUUGAAUGAACUGACCAGUGCAGCAGAAGCUGACCAAGACCCAACGACGUCUCAAAGUACGCGUAUGAGCUAGAUUCACUUAGGAGGAAACAGCACAAAAAGCAACCUUGAGCGUAACUUUAAAACCUUAGUCUUUCAUUUUGUAAAUGUAAGGUUUACAUAGCAUUAAAGAAACACAAACAAUGCCGCAAGGGUGCUCAACAUGCUUUUUCUAGAUUCAUUGUUUUCUAUUUGUAUUACGAUACACGCGCCUUCUGUAUGUUUAACGGUCUCUAGAGAUUAACUGCACAAGCUAUUUCCUGACUUUACAGCAUAGUAGAUUAGCCGAUUCCCCAUGUAUCUGAUGUUCAACCAUAGUGGUGCCUUGGGACAUUAAACUGUUUUUAACUGUCCAGACAUGAAGUGUAGAAUGAUUGCCCAACAUAUUUCACAUGGGAUUUUUUUAUACAAUUAUUUUGAUUUACACUUGGUGUCUGAGCAGGAAACAGACAUAGCUAAAUGUGGUUGAGAGAAGAUCUUAGUUUAUUGUUUAGUAGCAAAGUGGUGACUUUGACACUUAGACUGCAGAGAACUAUGGUGGUUGCCUUUUAAAUUUUAUUGGCUGUCUGCCAAAUAUAAAUACAAGUGAAAAAAUCAGUAAGAGAGAAACUGUAAUCCAUCACGGGUCACUGCUCACCAAACUUGACUUUGGCGAGCAGUAAUUGCAGUUAGGUGAUAAUACCUAAUUAAAGAUAAACUGCUACCUGAUUAACAGGCUUGCCCUUUUCCUUUGGGAAACAAAGGUUAAGAGGCACAGUGGGGUGAACUUUCAGAUUUAUUGGCAUCUCCACAAAGUCCCCAACGACCAAGGAACUGAAGCAUUAGUCCUAUGAAGGUUUCAUGGCCAGUGUCUGCAAUAUUGUACGUUUUGCUGUAAAUAUGGUUCUGGACACUGAAUGAAAAAAGUCUAAUGCAAAUGUUGAGCAAGGGAAUUCUAAAAACCAUUCACUGGAAGCUCAGUGGGAAAACCGUACCAGAGUCUGUUUAAAGUCUUUCGUGUAUGUGCAUUUUUGUUUUAGUUUCAUUUUUUUAAAGACGUAAACAUCGCACAUUAAUAAAUAAGAAUUAU
Molecule: messenger RNA, 2790 nt
Organism: Nannospalax galili (Upper Galilee mountains blind mole rat)
Lineage: Eukaryota; Metazoa; Chordata; Mammalia; Rodentia; Spalacidae
Gene: Tmem117
Product: transmembrane protein 117
Exons: 8
Coding region: 211-1755 (514 amino acids)
Biological process (GO): intrinsic apoptotic signaling pathway in response to endoplasmic reticulum stress
Source: RefSeq, a predicted model, not a curated record